This is a messenger RNA of Schizophyllum commune H4-8, 464 nucleotides long. RefSeq lists its product as uncharacterized. The transcript is spliced from 2 exons. NCBI's taxonomy places the organism in Eukaryota, Fungi, Basidiomycota, Agaricomycetes, Agaricales, Schizophyllaceae. The record is from RefSeq and is a predicted model, not a curated record. The coding region runs from base 60 to 359 and encodes 99 amino acids.
CUUGGGCUUAUAUACCCCGCGAGCAGGUAUAGGAGCUUCACUACUCUACCAGCCACACCAUGUCGCCAACAGUCGCAUCCGCUGGCUCGAACUUUGUGAACUCCAUCGUGGCGAUAUUCUCGUCGCUCGUGCACUCCGUGCUCGCCGUGUUUGAGGCGAUAUUCGCGUUGGGGAAGGGAAUCAUCAGCGCCGUCAUCCAGAUUGUGCAGGAGGUGGUCUCGCUCGGCGUGCAAGUAUGCGGGGGAGUUAUCCAUUUCGUAACAGCGAAUUUCUUCGUACUUCUUGUGCUCGGAGGAGGGUACUACCUGUAUACCCAGAAGCAGCAGGGGAGGCCAUUGACCGGAAAGAGGCUGCAGUAGGGAGGGGAAUUUAUUGGGGAAUAUCCGUGUCCAGCCGUGUACUAUAGCCGAACAAACAUGUGCUCACAAAUCUCCAUGAAAUUGAUGGGUCCAUAAACGUGUCUC